CACGUGCGGCGGGAGCCGGAGCGGAGCUAGCCGGCCAUGGAGCUGCUGCCCCGCAGCCCCGGGGAGUUCGGCUCGGCCCGGUACUGGGAUCGGUUCUUCCGGCAGCGCGGACAGCGGCCCUUCGAGUGGUACGGGACCUUCCCGGAGCUCUGCCCCGUCCUGCAUAAGUACGUCCGGCCCCGCGACAAGGUUCUGGUGGUGGGCUGUGGGAACUCGGAGCUGAGCGAGCAGAUGUACGACAUGGGGAUGUGUGAGGACAUCGUCAACAUCGACAUCAGCGACGCCGUGAUCCGUCAGAUGCAAGAGCGGAGCGGCAGCAAGAGGCCGAAGAUGAGCUACCUGCUGAUGGACAUGCUUCAGAUGGACUUCCCUGAUGCCCACUUUCAGGUGGUCCUGGAUAAAGGCACACUGGAUGCCAUCCUCACCGAUGAAGAGGAGGCCACUCUGGCCAAGGUGGACAAGAUGUUUGUCGAGAUCAGCCGGGUCCUGCAGGUAGGAGGGCGCUACCUCUGUGUCUCCUUGGCUCAAGCCCACGUGCUGAAGAAAGCGGUGGAAUACUUCUCCCAAGAAGGUUGGGUUGUGCGUGUCCACCAGGUGGCUGGCAGCGGGGACAAGCAGCAGUUUGUCCUACCAGUCUUUGUCUAUGUUAUGACAAAGUUCAGGAAGAUUCCUGGAUCGGCACCGCAGAUCCUGGAGAUCUGCGCCGAGGAGCAGGACAAGCCAAUGCGAGUGGAGAGCGCGGAGCGGCUGGUGGCAGCGGUGAAGGACAGGCAGCAUUACGCCCUGCUCUGCAGCCAGCUGAGCAAAACCCCCUGUGGGGAGCAGGUUUCUCUGGAUCUGUGUGACAAAGAGAGCGGUAGGCCUCGCUACACACUGCACGUGAUCGACAGCCCCUCGGUGAAACUUUCCCGGGACAAUCGUUUCGCCAUCUUCAUCAUCCCGCAGGGCAGAGAAACCGAGUGGCUCUUUGGGACGGAGGAAGGGCGGAGGCAGCUGGCUGUCAGCGCGGGCUUUGGGCGCCUGGUCACCGUGGCCCUGCACAGGGAGCAGCACUACGAGGGAAUGGCAGCCAUCCAGGCAGAGCUGUCAGGGAAGGUGAUGGAGCUGGCCCCGCCGGGCCUCCCUGCCCGGCAGCAGGUGCCCUUUCUGUCCGUGGGAGGGGACAUCGGAGUGAGAACGGUGCGGCACUGUGACACCAGCCCCCUGAGCGGGGAGUACGUCGUGGAGGAUGUGAAGGGGGAUGGAACCUGUUACUUCCGACGCCUCAUCUUCCUCCGCAACAGGAAUGUGGUGCAGUCAGAGGCUCGGCUCCUGGCCUCUGUGCCUCUCCCAGCUGAUGCCUCCUGUCGUACAGGCCAGAAGAAACGGAGGAAGGACAAGAAGAAACCCAGCCCUGCUGAGCCACCCACGGCCAUUGACAAGAGCUACCUGUGCUGUGAGCACCACAAGGCCAUGGUGGCGGGGCUCUGCCUGCUGGGGGGCCCCGACCCUCUCCCAGGAACUCCACUGUCUGUGCUGGUGGUGGGGCUUGGUGGGGGCAGCCUGCCCCUCUUCAUCCACGACUACUUCUCACAGGCCCACGUGGCUGUGGUGGAGAUCGAUCCCUCCAUGCUGGAGGUGGCCACAUGCUGGUUUGGCUUCUCCCAGGGUGACCGGAUGCAAGUGCAUGUCUCCGAUGGUCUGGACUAUGUGGCCAAGCUGGCGGCUGAAGCCCCAGCUCAGUACGAUGCCAUCAUGUUCGAUGUGGACAGCAAAGACCUCACAGUGGGGAUGAGCUGCCCACCCCCAGCCUUUGUGGAAGAACCUUUUCUGCAGAAAGUUAAAACCAUCCUUAAGCCUGAAGGAGUCUUUGUGCUCAACUUGGUGUGCCGUGACAUCCGGCUGAAGGAUUCUGUCCUGACCACCCUCAGGGGGGUCUUCCCGCUGCUCUACACGCGCCGCAUUGAAGGAGAGGUCAACGAGAUCCUGUUCUGCCAGCCCAGCCCCGAGGGCCGGCGGGACCCCACAGAGCUUGGGGCACGUGCCCGGGUGCUGGAGCAGGACCUGCGGCAGCCUGGGCGCCCCUGGGACAGCUCGUACGCUCUGGCAGACAUGCUGCAGGCUGUCAAGAUCCUCUGAGAGGGGUCUCAGUGCUGUUUGAACAAGAGAGGUGUCUCUGCAUGGGUGCCGUGGCCCCACAGUGGAGGGGUGCCUGUGGCUGGGAUUGCCACCCCUGGGGAGCUGGUGGUGGCCUGGGUCUGCCCGAAGGAUGGGACUAACGUGAAGAGGUGCUCCCUGUAGCUUGGCUCCCCAGGAAGGGAACCAUGGGAGGCUGUGCAGCCCAAGGGGCAGCUUUAAGGUACUGAGGGGAGGAAGGUGCUGCAAGUCUGGCAGAACUCUGGGUUUGUCCCCAUUGCUUUCCCAUUGUGGAAAAAACAUUCCUCCAACCGUCCCCUUCCCUUCCACCACACAUGGCUCCUUCCCUCUGAUGCUGCCGCUCCCUGCACCUCCAGCAUCCCUGGUCACUGGUGUCUGUGCAAAGCCCCAGCCCUGCCCCAAGCCUGGUUGUGGAUGUGUGGGUGGGCUGA
This is a messenger RNA of Calidris pugnax (ruff), 2567 nucleotides long. RefSeq names its product methyltransferase like 13 (gene METTL13). The transcript is spliced from 8 exons. NCBI's taxonomy places the organism in Eukaryota, Metazoa, Chordata, Aves, Charadriiformes, Scolopacidae. The record is from RefSeq and is a predicted model, not a curated record. Bases 37 to 2118 code for a protein of 693 amino acids.